Pararge aegeria (speckled wood butterfly) is the source of this 3539-nucleotide messenger RNA. It is a transcript of the gene IKKepsilon, whose product is annotated as inhibitor of nuclear factor kappa-B kinase subunit epsilon. Gene Ontology annotation, cellular component: cytoplasm. The transcript has 9 exons. The coding region runs from base 197 to 2428 and encodes 743 amino acids. Gene Ontology annotation, molecular function: protein serine/threonine kinase activity; ATP binding. Lineage: Eukaryota; Metazoa; Arthropoda; Insecta; Lepidoptera; Nymphalidae. The record is from RefSeq and is a predicted model, not a curated record. Gene Ontology annotation, biological process: peptidyl-serine phosphorylation.
UAAAGAUUUGAUUUGAAGCAAAAAAAUACUAAAAUGAAAGUGAAUUUGUUAUAAGAUUGCGAUCUGUAAAUUGUUUCAAGUAUUACAGGAAAUUAAGUAAUAUUCAAUUUUAUUCGCGUUUUGAAGUGAAUUGAGAUUUCUUUAAAUAAGGAAUGAAACUUACAGAUCUGUAAAUUCAAUAGUAUAAAUUACAAAAAUGUCUUUUCUGAGAGGAUCAGAAAACUAUGUGUGGUGUACUACCAGUGUCUUGGGUAAAGGUGCUACAGGGGCAGUUUUCCAAGGGGUAAACAAGAACAAUGGGGAGCCAGUAGCUGUGAAAACGUUCAACCAACUGAGUCAUAUGCGACCGCACGACGUGCAGAUGCGUGAAUUCGAGGUAUUAAAGAAGGUGAAGCAUGAGAACAUCGUCAAGUUGCUAGCGAUCGAAGAGGAACAGGAAGGUAGAGGGAAAGUGAUCGUCAUGGAGCUCUGCACAGGCGGCAGUCUAUUCAACAUACUCGAUGAUCCCGAGAACACGUACGGGCUUCAGGAACACGAGUUUUUCCUCGUCGUGGAACAUCUCACUGCUGGCAUGAAGCAUUUGCGCGAUAACAAUCUGGUGCACAGAGAUCUGAAGCCUGGUAACAUUAUGAAGUUUAUAAAUGAAGAUGGGACUACAACAUAUAAGUUGACUGACUUUGGAGCUGCUAGAGAGUUACAGGAAGAAGAGCAGUUUGUAUCGCUUUAUGGAACUGAGGAGUACCUCCAUCCAGAUAUGUAUGAGAGAGCAGUAUUAAGAAAGCCUGUGGGGAAGAGCUUCGGUGCCACAGUAGACUUGUGGUCUAUUGGAGUCACACUGUACCAUGUGGCGACAGGGCAGCUACCUUUUAGGCCCUACGGUGGCAGAAGGAAUAAGGAAACUAUGUUCUAUAUCACUACUAAGAAGGCUUCUGGAGUUAUUUCAGGAACACAGACGACUGAAAAUGGCCCCAUAGAAUGGGCGAGAGAACUUCCCUCACACUGCCAGCUGAGCAUAGGCCUCCGCAAGAUAGUCACACCCUUACUAGCAGGUCUGCUUGAAGUAGAUCCACACAGGAUAUGGACUUUUGAGAGGUUCUUUUCUGAGGUACAGACUGUGACCUCCACAACACAAGUUCAUAUCUUUCACGUCAAUAAGGCUGCUAGUAUAAAGGUUUUCCUGAAGCCCGAGGAGAAGUACGAGCACCUGCAGACCUACAUUUGCGAGCAGACCAGCGUGGUGGCCGAGUCGCAGAUCCUGCUGGUCCGCGACACCUUGCUGCUCAGUGAGAUCGAUGACAACACGCUAGGCAAGAACUACCCGGAGACGUCGGCGGAGGUGCCGCUCAUGCUGUUCAACAAGAACAACAACAACGUGAACUUGGGCCCCGAGCCCGAGAUCCCCAAGUUCCCCGUGUUCCCCAACAUCGUGUCCGUGGAGAACGACGCGUCGCAGGCCAAGGCGGCGUGCAGCGUGGGCCACGUGCUGCGGCGGCGCGUGGAGGCGCUGUGCGCGGCGUCCGUGCUGUGCGGCGCGUGCGUGGCGCGCUGGGGCUCGCUGCUGGGCGCGCGCCUCGGCGCCACGGCCGCGCGCGCGCUGGCGCUGGCCGCGCACGCCGCGCGCCUGCACGACGCGGCGCGCGCGCUCGACCUGGCCUGCACGGCGGCGCGCGCGGGGCGGGCGGGCGCGGGCGCGGGCGCGGGCGCGGGCGCGUGGGCGGCGGGCGCGGCGCUGGUGGCGGCGGAGGCGGAGGCGCUGCGCGGCGCGGCGGCGGCGCUGCGCGCGCGGCACUCGGCGGGCGGGCUGCGCGCGGACUGGGACGCGCCGUGCCCGGCCGAGCUGCGCCUGCACGUGCGCUGCCGCGCGCUGGUGGAGCGCCUGCGCGAGUCGUGGCAGCACCUGGUGCGCGACCGCGCCACGCGCUCGCUCACCUACAACGACGAGCAGUUCCACGUGCUGGAGCGCAUCACCGUGGCCGAGACGGGCCGCCGCGCGCGCGCGCUGCUGCAGCGGGCCGCGCCGCUGGCCCGCGCGCGCGCCGACGCCAUCGCCGACUGGUACAAGGUGGCGCAGACGGUGUACCUGCAGACGCAGAUCCUGGACAAGGACGUGUCCGGCGCGGAGCUCAAGGUGCUGGCGCUGGCGGCGCGCCUGCAGGACGCGGAGCAGCGCACGCGCGCGCUGGUGCACGAGGCGCAGUUGAGCGCACAGCGCGCGGAGCCGGCGGAGAGAGAGAAGGAGAGUCAGCAGAACUGCGGCAACGGCAGGACUCGGAAUAUGUCCAACGUGUCCGGCAACUCGGGCGUCUCGGCGAGCGGAGCCGGGCUGCGUGCAUUACUGGCCGAGCACGACGACGUAGCGUCGGCCGCCGCGGCCGGCGCCGCGUUAGUCGCGCGACUGUUGCAUCUCACUGCGGACGUGACACCAUAGCGCGCGACGUGCGCCGAGCGCGACUGUCUUGACUUACUAGAUGUUUCUACGAAACCUAGUGAUCUUAUUAGUGAUCGACGCGACUGUCGCGACUCUACCGUGCCUCAUUCUUGUGUGAAAUUCAGUGACCUUAUUACUACCCAACGCGACUGUCGCGAAAAGUUUCCUCUCACUUCUGAUAAUAGUUUUAGUGUGAACAGUGAUUGUAAAAUAAUAAAAGAUAUUAGAAUUAAUUUGAAAAGUAAUGAAGUUAAUUUAGAGAACCACUCCAAUUGGACCUCUGGGUGUAACGUAGAGGAAAGCUUAUCGUGUUUGAACACUGAGUGCUGCAACUUUAUAGAUACAAAAAUUAAAGAAUUUAGUGGCAAUGAAAAACCAAAUGAUAAUGAACUGAGUGAUCUUAAAUGUUGGUGCAACAAAGACGAUUGUCGCAUGUAUUUAGAAAAUAAUUAUUGUUCCGAUUAUUACACGCAAAAUUCUGAUGUUGCAUUCGAAAAUAUAAAAUUGAAGUGCAAAGAACAUUUACCGAUUUUGAAAAAUAAGUAUAUCCUAGAUGAUGUUAGCAAUGUGGUUGUAAAUAAUGAAUAUACGUUUGAUAAACCGCGUGAUGUGAAUGUAAAAAAUGAAUACAACACCAACAAGUGUAACGCCGGUAACUAUUAUUCGAACAACGCAGCCGAGUGCUCAGACACGGAUACCAGCACUACACUGGACACGUCGGACGAGUCCAUGACGUCACUGGAGUCGGGCAUCAAGACUGUAAUAUAUGAAUCUGCCAGCUGUAAAGAUGUUAGCUCUCUGCCGGAAGAUGAGGACGAAGCGAAUAAGAACGUCUGCACGAAACCACAUUCCAAGUCAGCAUGUGUACUUAGUUAAAAGUGUGCUACCAAUAAAUAGCAUGAGUACAUAAAUAACCUAGACCGUGUUAGUCGAACACUGGUAUGCAUUUUUCUUCCAAAUUCCAUGGUUUUUGUUGCACUUGCACCUCCGCAUCUUAAUGGAGCGAGAUUUUGUUAAAGAAUAAUCUGUAUCAUCAUCAUCAUCAUCACAUUACCGGCCCACUACAGGCCACUGGUCUCCUUUCAGAAUGAGAAGGGUUCAGGCCGUAGUC